CGCUUCUCCAAUUAAUUGCUUGAACGCGCCCUUUCCCCCUCACAUUUCUUUUCUCUCUCUCUCUCUCUCACGUCGUCUCCAUUCACCUAUCGAUCCCUUCGGCUUCCAAGGUGGAAGAUGGCAGGUAAGGGUGGAAAGGGGCUUGUUGCUGCAAAGACGACAGCAGCGUCCAAGGACAAGGACAAAAGAAAGCCGGUUUCGCGAUCUUCUCGUGCUGGACUCCAGUUUCCAGUUGGUCGUAUUCACCGACAGCUGAAAUCCAGAAUUGCAGCCAAUGGCCGUGUUGGUGCAACAGCAGCAGUGUACUCUGCAGCUAUUCUCGAAUACCUUACUGCCGAGGUUUUGGAGCUGGCUGGGAAUGCCAGUAAGGACUUGAAGGUGAAGCGAAUCACUCCUCGUCACCUUCAACUGGCGAUUCGAGGAGACGAAGAACUUGAUACUCUCAUCAAAGGAACCAUUGCUGGAGGAGGUGUAAUUCCCCACAUUCACAAAUCUCUCAUCAACAAAUCUACCAAGGAAUGAAUAUAAUUUCAUAUGCUUUGCUUAAUUUUGUAUUUCUUAUGUUUUGCUUUGGAUUUCUGUGCUUUUAACAUGGUAAUUGAAACAAUUAUGUUAUGUUUCUUGACUUUUAGGUCUUGGUUGGUAGUGUACUUUGUUCCCUGUUUUAGACUCCCUAUUUGUUUCUUGUGUUAGUUGCAGAAAGGAUGCGGGUUUAUGGUUUUUAGUGUUGUCAAUGAUGCCUUGU
Phalaenopsis equestris is the source of this 745-nucleotide messenger RNA. RefSeq names its product histone H2A variant 1. The record is from RefSeq and is a predicted model, not a curated record. The transcript is spliced from 3 exons. Gene Ontology annotation, cellular component: nucleosome. Gene Ontology annotation, molecular function: structural constituent of chromatin; DNA binding; protein heterodimerization activity. The coding region runs from base 118 to 522 and encodes 134 amino acids. Lineage: Eukaryota; Viridiplantae; Streptophyta; Magnoliopsida; Asparagales; Orchidaceae.